Messenger RNA from Durio zibethinus, 1481 nucleotides. Its product is annotated as auxin-responsive protein IAA16-like. NCBI's taxonomy places the organism in Eukaryota, Viridiplantae, Streptophyta, Magnoliopsida, Malvales, Malvaceae. The record is from RefSeq and is a predicted model, not a curated record. Gene Ontology annotation, biological process: regulation of DNA-templated transcription. Gene Ontology annotation, cellular component: nucleus.
GGAAACAAAGGAAGGCGGACUCACCCCCGAUUAUCCUAAAUAUGACGUCAUCCAUGACAUCACCUUCCCUAAUACGUUUGGACGGUCUGACACUAUAUUCCACGUGGCAUCAUCAUCGCCGUUGAAAAUCCCAUAAAAUGACAUUCCAAGACCAUAUAUUAUGUUUGCACGUAGCCAUAUUUUGGCCUUCUUCCCAACAUUUCAUAGAUUCCCCUCCGCCCACUUCACAAACGCACUUCCUCUAGCAAACACACUAGCAAGAGAGACGAAGGAAAAAAAAAAUUCAAGGGAAGUUUGGAUCGUAUUCGAGUUUUUUACAAUACUUUUUUUCGUAAAUUUUGGUGUGCAGAUAUCAUAAUGACUAGCAUUACGAGUGCGGAGAGUGACAAGUAUAGCAUGAUUAAUUUCGAAGAGACGGAGCUACGUCUAGGGUUGCCCGGAGGCAAUGGAAAUGACGGUGAAACCACCAAAAAUAAUGGGAAAAGAGGGUUCUCGGAGACGGUUGAUUUGAAACUUAACCUUUCAACAACAAAUGAGGCACUGGUGGACGAACCUGAGAAGUUGAAGGAGAGGAGCACUGUCGCCACUCGCUCUAAUGACCCUGCAAAAGCACAAGUGGUGGGAUGGCCACCAGUCAGAUCCUACAGGAAGAACAUCAUGGCAGUCCACAAGAACAGCUCCAACGAGGGCGAGAAGGCCGGAUGCAGCACAGCCACCGCCACCACUGCAGCGUUCGUUAAGGUCUGCAUGGAUGGUGCACCAUAUCUACGCAAGGUGGACUUGAAAUUAUACAAGAGUUACCAAGAACUCUCUGAUGCCUUGGGCAAAAUGUUCAGCUCUUUCACUAUUGGUAAUUGUGGGUCACAAGGAAUGAAAAAUUUUAUGAAUGAGAGCAAAUUGAUAGACCUCUUGAAUGGUUCUAAGUAUGUUCCAACUUACGAGGACAAAGAUGGAGAUUGGAUGCUUGUUGGUGAUGUGCCAUGGGAGAUGUUUGUUGAAUCAUGCAAACGCUUACGAAUCAUGGAAGGAUCUGAAGCAAUCGGACUUGCUCCAAGAGCAGUAGAGAAGUGCAAGAACAGAAGAUGAAAUAGUGUUACAGACAACAAUCUCAAUUGAAGAUCAUAAGAAACCAGCAAGACCAGGGAGUUUGAAUGUGCUCAUCAACAUGAAGAAAACAAAAUCAUUAUAAGACUUUGCUUUUCUCCAGUGUAACUUUGUUUUAUUGUCAAUGGCUUGUUUUAUAAAUCUUAAAAAUUAUUAAUGUUUUUAGUUGUCAUGAGUGUUUUUUGUUUAUUACAUUUUGUAAUAUAUAUUUUUGCAUGUAUUUUUUUAAUAUAACGUUUUAUUUUGAUAAAUUAUUUUAUAAUGUUUUUGUAAUUGGUUGAGGAAACAAAGAAACAAGAUCCAAGAACAAGGAGACAAGGCCAUGUGCAAAUUUUGCUGGGAACAUGUAAGAAUCAAUUAUUCAUACAUUUUUUUAU